Delphinapterus leucas (beluga whale) is the source of this 1179-nucleotide messenger RNA. Lineage: Eukaryota; Metazoa; Chordata; Mammalia; Artiodactyla; Monodontidae. The record is from RefSeq and is a predicted model, not a curated record.
AUGGUCACCUCAUUCAGCCUCUACGAAGACCUAGUAGCAAGCCAGAACCUGCUUCUCAAAAGGAUCGUCAUCUGCAGAAGAGGACGUGUAGAUGGGAUUCCCAUCAAAGGCUCCUCUCGGGACCUGGGAAAGCAACUGCCCGGGGCGGACCGGGCCGAGCCGAGACAGAGCGGAGCGGGGAGGGGCGGGGCGGGGCGGGGCGCGGGCGAGCCUAGAAAACAGGCCCGGUCAGGCCCCGGCAGAGGCGGAGUCACGGGGGACGCGUUCAGGGAGUGCACAGCCAGGCUGCUGAUGGACUACCUGGAGUACUGCUCCCGCGAGCCCGGCACCCCCGUGCGGGCGCCGUCCACGCCCGUGGCCGCCGUGCUGCCCGUGGCCGCCUGGAAACAGAAGACCAACCUGCACUUCUUGUCGCAAUACCGCGGCUUCCGCGGGAACCGCGUCGAGCUGGUGGCCUGGACGGCGCAGGAGCUACUCGCCAACAACCGUGGUGACCCCAGCUGGGGCCGCGUGGCAGCGCUCGUGACCUUCGCGGGGACGCUGCUGGAGAGGCCGCCGCGGGAGGUCCGUAGGCGGAAGAAGACGGAGAAUGAAGACGUUAGCAGAGACUGCCGGUUCCUGGUGGCCUUGCUGUGUGCUCAGCUCUCCGGACGGCACCGCGCCUGGCUGAUGGCGAACGGCGGCUGGGUCCUGUGUUUUUGCCAGGAGUAUUCCAACUCUUGGAGUUCUUUUGCCACUGGGAAUAGAAUCUGGAGAGGAUGUUUUGCCUUCCCAGAGGGAGCCUGCCUUGAAGAGAAGAGCUCACAGGACAGAGUGACUGCAUUUGUUCUGGGAAGCUGUUACAUGCUAUCUGCCUUUUAUGUAUUUGGGACAACAGUACAGAGACUUUUUAUAUUUUUGUUAAUGCUAAUUUCCCACAGAAAAACUGUAAAAACAGGCCACACAAAAAUGAUAAAAACAAAAAAAUUGUAUUUUUAGGGUGAGAAAUAAAUAAUAUUUAGUUCUCCAGAGAUUAAAAACCUAAAAGACAAGUUCAUUAGCAUACCAUUCUGCCCAGUAAUCAGACAAGCAGGGAGUAGAAGGGCUUUGGGUUCAGGGGUGAGGGGGUUUGUCUAAAGUCAGUUGUUCUUCUACAGUGAGGUAUCACCUCACACCAGGCAGUAUGGCCAUCAUUAAAAA